Messenger RNA from Parasteatoda tepidariorum (common house spider), 2019 nucleotides. RefSeq lists its product as uncharacterized. The record is from RefSeq and is a predicted model, not a curated record. NCBI's taxonomy places the organism in Eukaryota, Metazoa, Arthropoda, Arachnida, Araneae, Theridiidae.
AUGGAUGCUCUUAAAGUGAAAAGAAAGUCAUUAAGAAAAACUUUUACGACCACGUCGAAUAAGUUGGCGCAAUAUUUGGAGACACCGGAAACUGUUGCCAAGGAUAUUAAUCAGUUGCACGCACUAAGGUCACAAUUGCAAGAUAAAUUUUCUCGUUUGAAUGAAAUUCAAAAUGAAAUAUCCUCUGUACUUUUAGAAAAUUCUGAGACCGUUGCUGAAUACGAAACUGAUUUUGAAGCAGCGGAAAAUUACAGAGAUAAUUAUCUUGAACUAGACGCAAAAGUCGCAACUUUUUUAAAUAAGGACUCCGGUUCCAUCGCCAAAAGUUCUUUAGAGGAUAAUGCCGUGAAACUAAAACUACCGAAACUUGAAUUGAAGACAUUCUCUGGUGACCCUAAAGAAUAUCUCACAUUCUGGAGUAUAUUUUCAAAAAUUCAUGAAUCCGAAGAUUUAUCUGCGAUCGACAAGUUCCAAUAUUUAUACCAAUCAAUGGUACCCGAAUCCAGGGCAGCAAGAUUAGUUUCCAGUUUCCCAAUAACAGCAGAUAAUUAUCCGAAAGCCAUUAAACAAUUAAAAUUAAGAUUUGACAGAGAUCUUUUAGUACAAAUAUACGUUCGAGAUCUCCUUUCUCUUGUUAUGAAAAAUGCUACUGCCGGAAAGAAUUCUCCUGAUUUAGCUACCCUCUACGAUAUGCUGGAAACAAAAUUAAGAGCUUUGGAAAGUUUGGGACGUACGAAAGAGAAAUUUGCUGAUUUUCUAGAGCCUCUUGUAGAGUCAUGCUUACCUGAAAAUGUUAUGCAAGCCUGGGAACGGAGUAGAAUUUCUGAAAAUACUGAUGACGUUACCAGUAAAAGAUAUCUCGAAAAACUAAUGUGUUUUUUGAGACAUGAGGUCGAAUCUGAAGAAAUGAUCAGUUUAGCUCGUGAAGGGUUUGGUAGAGAUAAGGGAAGUGGCGAGAAACAAAAAGAUUACCUCAAAUCGAUCCAAACAGAUGAACCUAUUGCUACUACACUGAUCGCCAACAUAUCAGUAGGAAAAAACAAUUGUAUUUUCUGUGACUGUUCACAUCCAAGUCAAGACUGUCAGAAAAUAGCAGAAAUUAGUUAUGAGGACAGAAAAUCUCGAGUUAUACAAAAGAGAUGCUGUUUUGUCUGCCUCAAGUCUGGUCACAUGGCAAAAAGAUGUCACAGUAAUGUAAGAUGCUUAGUUUGUAAACGCAGGCAUUACACAAAACUUUGCCCAGAUCUACGUAAAGGAAUUAAUUCUUCAUCUAAGGACAAAAUAGCAGGUGAUGAACAGAAAUCAACAGAAAUAUCGUUUACGAAUCGUCCUUCUGAACGUGAAAUAUAUCUCAAAACAAUUACGAUCAGACUACGAAACAGAGACAAGGAAGUCUGUGUUCGAGCACUAAUGGAUGAUGGAUCACAGCGUUCCUAUAUUGAAAAGAGUUUGGCUGAAGAACUGAAACUUUCUCCCUCUGGAAGCGAAGUGUUUUCUCAAGGACUAUUUGGCGGAGGAACUUCUCCUGUUUCAGAGCAUAAGAGAUAUAUGGUAACUGUUGAAAGUUUAAAUCGCAAAUAUACGACUUCACUAUCGCUUCUUGACCAAGCAAAGAUUUGCUCAGAGCUACCAAGGAUACAGGAUAGAAGUUUACUUGCUGAUCUAGCUUCUCGAGGAAUAAAAAUAACAGAUGUUGGAAAAGAUACGCCCCGUAUAAGAGUUCUCCUAGGAGCUGAUGUACUUGGAAGAAUUCUGACUGGAAAAAUAGAAGUGUUAAGAUCGGGAGUUUCAGCCAUAGAAACCUUACUAGGUUGGACAAUCUUAGGUCUAGGAAGAAAAAAGAAAAAGGUUAACUUAGUUGCAUUAAGUUUGCAAAAUAUGGAGUUGCCAAAAGUAUGUGAUUUACACGUUUUAGGCAUUACAGAUCCCGUGGUAAGACAAAAUAAGAUCCAACUAGAGGAAGCAGGAACAACUCAAUGCGUACGUGGAAUAGUAUCCCUGAAACAAAAGAGCUUGUGA